AUGCUUGGCCAAUUAUUCAGUGUUGUGUUGAUAUCUGCAGCAACAUCUACAGCAUUGUUGUCACGCAUUGAGGACUUCAUUGAGUUGUUUCGCAAGAUACAGGAUCAAGAACCAGAGAAGUUCUAUGAUGUGGCAGCUACUACUUGCCUGCGGUCACAUCAUCAUCAGCAUCGCCUUGGUGUUCUUGGGAGAGAAGCAUCUGAAAUUUUGCAUUCUUUGGAGACUUUCAAGACACAGAAAGUGGCUGCUGGUUUUGUUUCAGGUGAAGCUGUUGAUUCCAUUACACAAACACCAUUGGUUUUUGUUUUCAAUGGCAUGGGAACACAGUGGUGGGGAAUGGGCCGACAGCUUGUUCACCAAGAACCAACAUUCGCCAAAACAAUCCAGAACUUUGAUAUCUGCUUGAAAAGGUGUGGCGCAAAGUGGUCAAUGCAGUGGCUACUAAUGAACAAUCAGGAUGAAGAUUUGAUAAAUCAAACUGAAUAUGCCCAGCCUGCUAUCUGUGCCAUUCAGAUAGGUCUUGUUGAAGUCUUGCGGAAAUUUGGUGUCCGGCCAGAUGCUGUGGUAGGUCACAGUGUAGGAGAAGUGGCUGCAGCUUAUGCAUCAGGUAUGCUAUCAUUUGAGAGUGCUGUGCUGAUUAUUUACAACCGUGGUAAGCUACUGAAGAAAACCAGCGGCAGUGGGAAAAUGCUAGCUGUGUUACACAAUACAGACACAGCUCAAGAAAAACUGAAUGAAAGCAAGCAUUCUGUAUAUGUUGAUGUGGCAGCCAUUAACAGUCCUUCACAAGUAGUUUUCUCAGGCUCAGCAUCCUCAGUCGAUGCCCUAGCUGAAAUGUUUAACCAAGAAGGGAUUCGAGCUGUUCAACUGAAAGUAAACAAUGCAUUUCAUAGCUACCAACAAGAGCCACUGAAAGAGAGAUUUCUCCAAAAGAUGAAACCACUAGCAAAACAAGAAGUGGUCAGUGCUGUCCAAGUUCCCAUGAUUUCCACUGUUACCAACAAUUACAACCAUUAUGCAGAUGUAAAUGAUGGCAUGUAUUGGUGGAAAAAUGUAAGACAACAAGUCAAAUUCCAAAGUGCUGUGGACACUCUUCUUGAUGAAGGCUAUUCCAUUUUUGUUGAGAUUGGUGCUCAUCCAGCUCUUAGAGGUCCAAUGAAAGAUAUCAUUGUAGCAAGAGCAGACAAGCCAGUGAAAGUAGUGGUAUUAGAGACACUUAAAAGACCUAUAGCUUCAUCACCAAUCUUAGAAGAUUUGAAAAAUGUUGUGAAGACCCUGACUGCCCUCCACUGUGAAGGAUACCCUGUCCAAUAUGAAGCCAUGUUUCCAUCUGCUUACAAAGUGAUGCAUUUACCCCUCUACCCUUGGGAACGUAUCACUUGCAGUGGAAUAACAGAUUUUGUGAGAAGAGAAUACCUUUUUCCUGUCCAUAGCCAUCCAUUACUGGGAGAAAUGCAAGAAGAUGUCAGCAUGUAUAUCAAUGAACCCCCCUUCAAAUUCCACUGGAAAAGCCAGAUUUCAAGAAUAACUACACCUUGGGUUAGUCACCACAUCAUUCAAAGCAGUGUCAUCCUCCCUGGAACAGCCCACAUAGAAACAGCACUGGAAGCUGUCAAUGCAGUGCGCCAAAAAAGAGAAACUAUCACACUGGAAGAAGUGGACUUCAAACACUUUCUCUUUCCCAAGAAUGGAGAAGCAACUAUACAUACAAUCUUUCAAGAAAAUGAUGAGACAACAAAUAUCAAAAUAUGUAGUGGUGACCGGAACAACUACACAGAGCACAUCAGCUGUAAAGUCGUGGCUUUGGAAGAAGAUGAUUUGAAGUCUCAAGAGGAUAUUGUGAGAGAAGCAUUUACUCUUCCCCAAGGAAAACUGGAACAUAUACAAGACUCUCUUGAGUUACACGUUAGUUCUGAAGAAUUUUACAGCAAACUGGCUGUGGGUGAAAUCCAACUAGGAUCAUCCUUCAAAGCAGUUCAACAGGCAUCAUUUAACAAAAGCUUCACAAAGUGCCUAAUUCAUACAGAAGCACCAGAUGAAAUUUGGAAAGAAUUUAUGCUGUACAACUUUCAUCCAGCUUUCCUUGAUUGCGUGAUGCAGAGCUUUGGUGUUCUCCACUUGCUCCGUACUAAUUCUCCAGCACUCCCAUCUUCACUAAAGCGCUUUACUUACUAUAGCAAGAAAACACCCAAAAGGGUAGCUAUAUACAUCAAAAUGCUGAGUGCAACUGAUGAGGAUCAAAAUGAGGUUUUGGCAAUUGAUGCAGAUUCUGGAAUUGUAUGCUGUAGGAUAGACAACCUGUCCUUUCAGUCAUUAGAAGGGGAGCAUUCUAAGGAUCCAAUGAAGGUGUGGAGCAUCUUCUGGGUUGAAGCGGCAUUACCCAAACAGAAUGAAAAGAAAGAAGAGACAUCCCCGGUGUUCUACUUAACCAGUGACAACAAGGAAGAUUUGACUGUUCUUCAGAGUUCACUGACAAAGCUACAUGGAAUGGUGAAAAUACUUGACCUCCAAGAAGAAAGAAAACCAAAAGUGGAUGAUAUUGUCCUGAUACUCAUUUCCCAAAAUGAGAGUCAUAUUUCUGGGCCAACAAUUACAAAGAAAGAAGAUGUGUGGAAGCUUAUAAAAAGCAGUUCAUCAUUUGCAAGGGAUGUUAUCCUCAGCAUUUUAAAACUUGGAGAUGCAUUGCCAAAGCUAUGGAUCAUGACUGUCAAGGGUUUUCAGGUAUCCGAAGGAGAUCAAGUAUCACCUUUCACUGCCUCUACAUUUGCAGUUGGUUUGAGUACACUCCAUGAGUACCCUAGUGCCAGGAUUUAUAUGGUAGAUAUUUCGAGCUUGAGUGACAUCUCAACACCUGAAAAUGAGCUCAUGAACCUACUCCGUUCUCCACCUUUUGGGGAAAAUGAGUUUGCACUUCGCCAUAAAACAGCACAAACACUACAGUUAUUUGUGAGAAGAGCAAAGUUCCAAUCACCUUUGACUAGAAGACAUCCCAUUGUUGCUCACCAGUUCAGGCUGCAUCAAAACAAGACAAAGCAGAUAAAAUUUGUGUAUGAAGCAGAUACAGUCACAGGUGUUCAACCUGAAAACUGUUUCAAGAUAUCCAUUGAGCACUUUCUUGCAGAUGGCUGCCUUGAUGACCCACACUUCAUUUGCACAGGGCAUGUAAUACAAGGUGAAGGCAGCAGAGGUAAUUUACAAGAUGGGCAAACUGUUAUCGCAGUUUUUAAGGGAUGCCUCAAAUCUGAAAUUUUGAUCCCUCAAGAAAAUGUCAUGCCACUAGGAAAUUUCGAGACUUCUUGCAGUACAUUACUCUCUCUGGUGAAUGAUGCUUUAGCAAGUGUAAUUAUGGUCUACUCUGCCAAAUCUGUCCAAGAAGAUGAUAGAGUGCUGGUUUGUACUUGUGAAGAAUCCAGGAAAGGAUUGGUCACUGCACAGAUUCUCAAAACCUCAGGGUGUAAUGUUACCAUUUUAAGCUACUGUUGCAAUAAUGACUGCCCAGAUCAUGAAAAACUGCCAUCUGGACAAAAAAUCAGUGAUUUUGUGGAAGAUCAAAAGGUUCUCCAAGAAGAUGCUUUGCAGAAUAUUGGAAAGUUCAGUGCUGUUGUUGCAACUGGCCAGUAUCUGAUAUACAAGAAGGGAUUUUUCCAGUGCCUUGAUUGCCUCUGCGAUUUUGGUGUGUUUGUUGUUUUCACUCAGACCCCAUUAAAGCUCAGGAAUUUUAAUGGCAUUUGUGAAAACAUCCAGUUACUACCAAUUAGUGCCAGGGUGAAACAACUCCUCAAAACACCACAAUAUCUUGCUGAGAUACUGAAGUUUGUUGAUGCAUUACCUAACAAAUUGUGUCAUUUACCAACCAUAGGCCAUGCUUUGCCAGCUUCAAAAAUUGAAAACAAGAAUCUGCAGGAAUGCAUGGGUAGGGUGAUUCAUCUUGAUAGACCUAGCAUGGGAAUGAUUUCUACCUUUUCAGAAGACACUUAUGAGCCUAAUCCAGAAAUGACACAGUGUAUCACUGGAGGUGCAAAGGGUAUGGGUCUGGAAGUUGUGAGAUGGCUUAUCAGAAGAGGGUCAAAACAUGUUGUCAUACUUACUCGAAGUAAUCCAACAACUGCAAACCAAAGUGUCCUUGAUCAGCUUGGUAAAAAUGCAGACAUUAAACUGUAUAUAUGUGAUGUCAGCGAUGCCAGUGCUGUAGAUGUUGUGUUUUCAGAGAUAGUGGAAACUCAACCCCCAGUGGAAAACAUUUUUCACUGCGCAACAGUUUACUUGGAUAAUUGGAUGACCAGCAUGUCUGAGAAAGACUGGGAGGCAGUAAUGUUACCAAAGGCAUAUGGAGCUGUUUUAUUACAUCAAAUUUCAUUGAAAUAUGUCCUACCUCUGGCAAAUUUUGUGAUGAUGUCAUCUCUAGUGGCUUUGAUAGGAAAUGUUGGGCAAAGCAACUACGCCACAGCAAACUCUGUGUUGGUGUCAUUAGUAGAGAUGCGAAGAAGUAUGGGACUGCCUGCGACUGCAGCAAGUUUUGGAGUAAUAUCAGAGGCAGGGUUUGCAGCUGACAACAAUUUAGUGUCAGUAUGGCAGGAGAAAGGCCUAGGAAACAUUUCUCCAUCCCAAACAACAGCAGCUUUGGGAACAAUGCUUGAGCUUCAGUGCAGUCACUUAGGUGUCACUGGUCAUUUUGAUGAAGCAUUGUAUGCACGUAAACAUCGUUCAGUCAUCACAAAAGGUGCAGUAGAAGGUGAUGUAACAUUAUCAAGGUUGCAAAACUUUUUUAGCAUGAAAACAUUGCAAGAACUCGCUGUUGGCAAAUAUUCAAGAUCACACCAAACAGAGAGUAGCAUUAAAGAAAAGAUUGAAAAUUAUCUGUUGCAGACCUUAGGUAUAGUUGACAUCAGUGAAGACACAUCUCCAGUUGAAAUGGGACUGGACUCCUUGAUGGCUACAGAGUUAAGAGCAUUCAUUGAUAAUGAAUUCAAUGUAUCAAUUCCACCAGUAGACCUUCUGAACAGCAGCACGACAGUUGCGCAGCUAGUUUCCACAAUCUACAUGCAACUGCAUUCCAAAGGAGAUAAUGCAUCAACAGAGGUUGUCAAGGGUUCUGACCAAUCCAAAGAGGCAAAAACUUCUCUCUUCAUCACAGAGAAAAUUCUGGAAAAUCCGCAGUUCCAGCUUUUUUGUUUCCCUCCAUCAGGUGCAGGACUGACAUCAUUUAAUGGGUGGCAAAAAUAUUUUUCAAAAUUUCACACUCAGGUCUAUGUGGCUCAACUGCCUGGCUGGGAAGGAAGACGCUUGGAAGAACCUAUGAAGAAUAUGUCAGAAGUCAUUGGUAUAUUGGCCUGUGAAAUGAGACCACUUUUGAUGCAUGGGAAGUUUGCCUUCUAUGGUCAUAGUUUUGGAGCCCUUUUGUCCUUUGAACUGGCAUACUUUUUGAAUGAGCAAGGGGUUCUUCCAGCACACCUUUUCAUGGGAGCAUGGUUUGCACCACAAAUACCAUACAAAGAAAUACCUACUUUCAGAAAUAAAAUCCUAGACAGCGACAUGGACAAUGAGGAUUUUGUGAAAGAGGCACAGCAGCUGACAUUUUUGGAUGGGAAAAUCAUCAACAAUCCUAUGACCCUUCGACAGUUUGUCCCUGUUCUCAGAGCAACUCAUGAAAUGAGCAAAAAAUAUGAAUAUACACACUCAGCCAAACUCCCCUGCCCCAUGAAGAUAUAUGGUGGGAAGAAGGAUGCAUUUGUUGCAAGGGAAAAGCUAAUUGCUUGGGAAGAUAUACGGCACAAGGAUUUCAGCUUUGGUAUAAGAAUGUUCAACAGUGGACAUUUAUUUCUCCAUGACAUUCAUAUCCGAGCUGUACUUACCCAAGAUAUUGCAAAAACAUUGAACCUUGUUUGA
Molecule: messenger RNA, 5886 nt
Organism: Lingula anatina
Lineage: Eukaryota; Metazoa; Brachiopoda; Lingulata; Lingulida; Lingulidae
Biological process (GO): fatty acid biosynthetic process
Molecular function (GO): fatty acid synthase activity; phosphopantetheine binding; 3-oxoacyl-[acyl-carrier-protein] synthase activity
Source: RefSeq, a predicted model, not a curated record